GCGGGCGGCGGCGAAGGUUGGGACGCAGCUUGCGGCGCUGGCUUGCGGCGCGGAGGCUGGGGCAGAGAUGCGAUCUUUUCCAGAAUCCAGAUAUGGGUGUGAGAGGGUUACAGGGGUUUGUGAAAAGUACCUGCCCACAUGUAUGUACAGUAAUCAACCUCAGAGAGAUGGCGGAGCACCACCUCAGCAGGCACCCGAACUGUACUCCGACCAUUGUUGUGGAUGCCAUGUGCUGUCUCCGAUACUGGUACACUCCAGAAUCUUGGAUCUGUGGUGGCCAGUGGCGAGAAUACUAUGCUGCUUUGCGAGAUUUUAUUAAAACCUUUGCAUCUGUUGGCAUUAAGUUGAUAUUCUUCUUUGAUGGCAUGGUGGAGCAGAAUAAAAGAGAUGAGUGGGUCAAACGAAGGCUUAAGAACAACAGGGAGAUAUCGAAGAUUUUCCAUUACAUAAAGUCACACAGGGAGCAGCCAGGCCGAAAUAUGUUCUUUAUCCCCUCUGGGUUGGCCAUAUUUACACGGUUUGCUCUGAAGGCACUGGGUCAGGAAACCUUGUGUUCAUUACAGGAGGCAGACUAUGAGGUGGCUUCCUAUGGUCUCCAGCAUAACUGUCUUGGAAUUCUUGGGGAAGACACCGAUUACUUAAUUUAUGAUACUUGUCCAUAUUUUUCGAUUAGUGAUCUCUGUCUAGAUAGUCUCGACACAGUCAUGCUAUGUCGAGAGAAGCUUUGUGAGAGUCUGAGCCUCCAUGUGGCUGACCUGCCUCUGCUGGCCUGUCUGCUUGGCAAUGAUAUCAUACCAGAGGGCAUGUUCGAGAGCUUUCGGUACAAAUGCUUGUCUUCCUAUACAUCUUCAAAAGAGAACUUUGACAAAAAAGGUAAUGUUAUCUUAGCUGUAUCAGACUAUAUAUCCAAAGUUCUUCACUUGCAUCAAGGUGAGAAAAAAUUAGAAGAGAUGUUACCUUUGGGACCAAACAAAGCUCUUUUUUAUAAAGGAGUGGCAUCGUAUCUCUUGCCAGGACAGAAAUCUCCAUGGUUCUUCCAAAAACCCAAAGGUGUAACAAUGUUGGACAAGCAAGUAAUAUCCAUAAAUUCAGACCCUGAAUCCAAGCAAGAGGUUCCCAUUUGUACAGAGCCUGAACCCAAACAAGAAGUUCUCGUGUGUGCAGCUCCUGAUUCCAAGGAGGAAGUUCCCAUAUGUGCACAUCCUGUAUUGAAGGAGGAAGUUCCCAUAUGUGCACAUCCUGAACUUAAGCAAGAAGUUCCUGUGUGUGCAGAUUCUGAAUCCAAGGAAGACGCUCCUAUGUGCAUAGAUCCUGAAUCAAAGAAAGAAGUUCCCAUGUACGUAGAUGCUGAAUCUAAGCAAGAAAUUCUCAUGUAUAUAGAUCCUGAACCCAAGCAAGGAGUUCCCAUAUGUACAAACCCUGAAAUAAAUCAGAAAUUAUCUAUAGGAACAGACCCUGUAUUUAAUCUAGAAGCUUCCAUGUGUAUAUACCCUGAAGUUAAACGAGAAGAUCCCAUGGAUAUGGGUCCUGAAAUAAAAGAACAAGUAACCAUGGUUUCAGAUCCUGAAAUCUUAAAGAUUGCUAGGACGCAUCAUGUCCAGGCAGAAAGCUACCUGGUGUACAACAUCAUGAACAAUGGAGAGAUUGAGUGCAGCAACACCUUAGAAGAUGAGCUGGACCAAGCCCUGCCCAGCCAGGCUUUCAUCUACCGCCCUGUCCGCCAGCGUGUCUACUCAAUUUUACUGGGAGACUGCCAAGAUGGUGCCAGUGCCACCUACCCAGUGGUCAAGGAGUGGUUCGUGUACCCUGGAAACCCGCUGAGGCACCCAGACCUCGUCAGGCCUCUGCAGAUGACCAUCCCAGGAGGAACACCUAGUUUGAAAAUCCUGUGGAUGAACGAGGAGCCGGCCGUGCAAGCGCAGCGCCUGGAUAUACUCCUGUCCUGUUUCAGUCUCUCCUCUUCGAGGGAAGAGCUGCAGGCUGUGGAGAGCCCACUAAGGGCUCUGUGCUGCCUGUUGAUCUACCUCUUCAUCCAGGUAGACACUCUUUGCCUGGAGGAUUUGUAUGCAUUUAUUGCUCAGGCCUUGUGCCUCCAAGGAAAAUCAACUGCGCAGCUCAUAAACUUACAGCUCGACUACAUCGACCCCCGAGCUGUGCAGCUUGGGUCCCUCCUCGUCCGAGGCCUCACCACUCUGGCUCUGGUCAAUAGUGCAUGUGGCUUCCCCUGGGAGACAAAUGAGUUCAUGCCCUGGAAUGUGUUUGAUGGGAAGCUUUUUCAUCAGAAGUACCUGCAAUCUGAAAAGGGAUAUGCUGCGGAGGUUCUUUUGGAACAAAAUAGAUCUUGGCUCACCAAAUUUCACAAUCUGAAGGCAGUGGUUUGCAAGGCCUGCAUGAAAGAGAAUCGUCGCAUCGUGGGCCGAACACACUGGAACUCACACCACACAGGGAGGUGGGGAAGACAGAACUCUAGCUCCCACAGGAUGAGCUCUACAUACAGUCGUUCUGGGCAAGGACAUCCGUGGAGAGACCAGGGACCAGGAAGCAGACAGUAUGAGCAUGACCAAUGGAGAAGGUACUAGGUGUCCGAGUCAGUUCCUCACCUGCAUCUUCAGGAGAAGCAGUAGACUUUGUUCAGACAACAGGAAUUUUUCACCACGUGCAGUUCCCACAGGGUUCACAUGUUGCACCCUCCUGAUUGGAAUCAACUUGCUUGAAGACAAGUUUGUUUCCUCCAGUAACAGUGCGGAGGAGAGGACAAAGUGGAGACGAGGCAUAGCCCAAGUUGCAUGCUUCCUCAGAGAAGAGUCUACAGUGAUGCCACCUUGCCAAGCUGGAAGGGGAAAGUGGCUGGGAGCCAGACCCUCAGUGGAUAGAAGGAAAAUGCCCUUUGCAAUGAACUUGCCCUUGUGUCAUGAGAAGCUUUCUUUGGCUCAUUUUCACAAGUUGUGCCUGCGUCCCUGGCCCACAACAAUCAUUAUUAAUGUCAUAUAUGUCAUCUUAUUUUUUGCAUCCAUUGUUUUGAGGCAACAUUCAUUUUUUUUAACAAAUCGUAAUCUUAACUAUAUC
Fukomys damarensis (Damara mole-rat) is the source of this 3066-nucleotide messenger RNA. RefSeq names its product family with sequence similarity 120B (gene Fam120b). The record is from RefSeq and is a predicted model, not a curated record. The coding region runs from base 93 to 2579 and encodes 828 amino acids. Gene Ontology annotation, cellular component: nucleus. NCBI's taxonomy places the organism in Eukaryota, Metazoa, Chordata, Mammalia, Rodentia, Bathyergidae. The transcript is spliced from 10 exons.